Molecule: messenger RNA, 1212 nt
Organism: Aspergillus ibericus CBS 121593
Lineage: Eukaryota; Fungi; Ascomycota; Eurotiomycetes; Eurotiales; Aspergillaceae
Exons: 3
Coding region: 1-1101 (366 amino acids)
Source: RefSeq, a predicted model, not a curated record
AUGACUCAGCCUAUCGGUACACAGGAGCUUCAGACAGCAUUACCACCUCACGCUCUUACGUCAGUAUCGACCAGAUCUCGCUCCUCUAGCCCAAGGGAACCAAGCGAGGCGACAUACCGUGCACAAACGUUCUUCCGUGCAGGAAUACAUGUCGACGUCAACGUUCCUCGACAAGUACAGAGCAAUGUCGACCUUGCUCUGGAAGCGCCUCCAGCGACCUUAGCCACGAUCAACCAUUUAGCAACCAAGCUUCAACGCGAGUCUCUGGAAUUGACCGCAGCGCAAGCCGGAGAAACCGAGUGGACGGUCCUACUGCAUGAGAUACUGAAAGAGCUGAAGUCCACAGAUGUUAUAGUCGCUAGAAACAGGGAUUGGCGACCUGAUCUCAAACCUGAAGUCCAUCAACCGUCGAUGUCUAUCCCGCAAAAGCGACUGCGCGACAACCUGGGAGACAAAGUAUCAGAGUAUCCCCGCAUAACUGCGGGUCCAAAAGCGCCACUUCCUUCCGCACAGUCGAGUGAUUCAUCACUAUUGGAUAAGCCUCAGACGACGGAACCUACAUCUGCGGGCCAGUUAGCUACAGCCCCAUUCUCAUUGAAGGACCCUCGUCCCGACAUCUCAGCAGGGCUCUCAGACCAGGCACUUGCACUUGCAUUGCGCUCUGUUCAUGGCGAUAGUGCCAAGUUCUAUUUGCAUGACCUUCAGGAGACUGGCUCACUCAUCAGUGACCCUGGGGAGGCUCCAUUAGGCUUACGGUUCCCAUUUCUCCUCGUCGAGACCAAAUCGGGUGCCACCGGUGGUAACCUUUACCAAGCUCAGAACCAGGCCGCAGUGGGCGGUGCCUCGGCAAUCAACAUCCUGAAGGGAAUCUUCCCGCUACGCUGCUUGUCUUUUCUGCUGCCACGGAAGGGCCCCAUAUGUGAGUUAUGGGCGCACUUCUGGGAUGUGAACGAGCACAGUUACUGCAUGGCUAAUGUUGGCGUAUGGCGGACAACACAUAUGGACGGCGCAUUCGAUUUCGUCUCCAAGAUCUCGAGGGUCCUCAACUGGGGCACCGGAAGGUUCAAAGACGCAAUAGUCGAAAGGCUCGCCCUUCUAUAACCUGGUAUGGGCCGUAUCACUGUGGAAGAUUCCGACGGUGCGAUCCUUUGGAUCCUUGAUAUAUACAGGUGUUGAGCCUGCGUGUCUAGCUCUCAUAACAAUAACCUCAGU